Staurois parvus is the source of this 305-nucleotide messenger RNA. The record is from the annotation of a GenBank genome assembly. Lineage: Eukaryota; Metazoa; Chordata; Amphibia; Anura; Ranidae.
AUGCACUCUCUCAAGAAAAUAAAAACAAACUCUCUAGCAAUAAACAAAAAACUGAGCAUGCACAGCUUGCCCCCAAGGCUCUGUGCUAUCAGGAGAUGAAUCGGGGACAGUAGAAGAAAGGAAGGAUCAGAGAAGACAGGAUCAAACAGCCUUUUUACACAAUGUGGAGAAUUAACCCCUUAGGUUCUACAGUGAAUAUAACAAGCAUGCUUUACUGCAGGGGCGGACUGACAAUUCAUGGGGCCCCCCGGGCAAUAGGGGAUCAUGUGGGGCCCCUGUGUCCUUGCCCAAACUCAAAAAACCUA